This is a messenger RNA of Frankliniella occidentalis (western flower thrips), 10670 nucleotides long. Its product is annotated as mucin-19. Lineage: Eukaryota; Metazoa; Arthropoda; Insecta; Thysanoptera; Thripidae. Gene Ontology annotation, molecular function: chromatin binding. The record is from RefSeq and is a predicted model, not a curated record.
GGUGCCCCAGCCGAGGACAAGCAGGCCCAUGGUGAUGACGAAGCUGUAAGCGAUGGGCGCCAAGGCCGCGUCCAACACGCCCGCCCCUGCGGGAUCGCGGGGGCAGCAGAAGAAGAAGAUGCCUCGCAGCCCAUCUCCCGCCGGGUCGCCGUCGGCCGGCCGCGGUGACGUCUCCCCGACGCGGUCCCGACAGGCAGCAGCCAAGCCCGCCCCCAAGAAAGCGGUGGCCACCAAGAAAUCCGCCCCCACUCCGGCCCUUAAACGGCCAGCACCGAAGACUUCCAAGGCGGCAGCCUCCAAGCAGGCGGCGCCGACCCGCGGCGCGGCCUCCAAGACGGCCUCCGCCACGACCAAGAAAAAGAGCAGCCCGGAGCCAAAGAAGUCCUCCAAGAAGGCUUCUGAUACCAAGUCUAGUCACAACAAGUCCUCCUCCGGCUCUGCCAGCUCAUCGCCGACCACCUCUACCGAGAAUAUCGCCGAAAAGUCCGCCGACCAAAAAGCUAGUACCAAAAAGAAUUCCGCCUCCAGCGAAACGGCUAAGGCCAUGCCAAAGAAGCGCGCGCCGCCCGAGGCGCCCGCCACCAAGUCCAAGAAGGCCGCCUCCAAGUCAGUGCCCGAGGACACGACGGCCGAGGACAAGGGCGAGACCGCCGAGUCCAAGCCAAACUCCCCGCGGCCCAACAGCAAGAAGGGCGGCGCCAAAUCAGCAGUGGACAAGACUAGCGCCGCCGACUCGAGGAAGAAGGGCGGCCCCGACAACGCCGACAAGGCCAAGAACAGCAAGAAGGACGCCAAGGGCUCGAGACAGAAGCGAGAGGAGUCCGCCUCUCCGACGCGGAAGGCGUCGCCGCAAAAGAAGGUAGCCGGUGAGCCGAGCAAGGCCAAGAGGGCCGCCUCUCCGAAGAAGGAGACCAACAGCAAGAAGAAGCCUGCGUCUCACAAGAAGGCCAAGCCCAAGGAAGAAGCGAAGCAAGACAGCAAACAGGGCUCUAAGCAAGACGCGAAACCGUCGAACAAGAGGAAGGCCUCCGAGAAGAAUGAUGACGGCAAGGCGAAAACGGCAGCCAAAAACGCCGACACCGACAAGAAGGCCGCCGGACUGUCGCCCAGCAAAGCCACGGCCGAGGAGGACGAGCGCAAGAAGCUGGUGGCCAAGCGCAGGCUGAAGUCGCCCGCGCAGUCACCGCGUAGGGACGCGGAAGAGGACAAGCCGACGGGCCGCGCCCCGCCCAAGAACCUGAGCGAUCUCAUCCACACCGAUCCUACGCCUGGCGGCCAGGCCGGCGUGGAGCAGGCUGUCGAGGGCGUGGAAGCCAAGCGCCUGGCGCUCGUGCCGCUGGCCGGGGCUGUCGCACUGGCGGUGCGGCCGCGAGUGCAGCCGGCCGUCACCAUCCGCAAGGCCCGCUGGAACGACACGCACGUCACCAAGGCCGCCCUGUCGGACCAGGAGCGGCGGCGCCGGGAGAUGGCGCAGCGCAGCCUGGAGCGCGCCGCCCCCACCAUCCAGGCCGCCAAAGAGAAGCUGGCCCAGUGGAAGGCCAUGGUGGAGCGCGAGGCCGCGGCGGCCGCCGCGUCUGCCGCGGGGCCGACCGCCCAGGGCCAGCCCCCUGCCCAGCAGGACGAGGACGAUCUGCCGCUCAAGUGCCUGGCGCCGCUGGUCACCGUGGAGGAGGUUCGGCCACCAGAGGCCGCCGGCCUCCUCGGCUCCUUCAAGAUCGACGCGCACGCCUCGCUCAUGUCACGUAUGGGCGGCAACAUGUCGUCCGUGCCGCACAAGAAGCGGCCCUACGCCGCCAAGCAGAUUGCCACCACGACCACGACCACCACGACCACGACCACCACCAAGGUGGUGCGCAAGUCCGUCGAGGCUAAGCGCGACGUGUACGAGUUCGGCGUGUCCAGCAGCGACCACGGCAUGUCCGAGGACGAGGAACCGCUGCACCGCCUGAUGGCCAAGAAGAAGAAAAAGAAGGCCAAGUCGGACCGGGACUCGGACCAGUCGGACGCCGGCGAGCGCUCCGACCACGACGAAGCGAAGAAGGGCAGCGGCAGCGAUGACUCGGACGCCAAGCGGUCCCGGCUGAUGGGCUUCUGGAACGGGCCGAAGCGCCACCGCCUCGCCUCGCUCAACGCCAAGGCCAAGGUGCGCGUCAUGUACUCGGACGAGAACGUGUCGGUGAGCAAGCGCGCCGCGGCCAGCCGGCGCUCCGACAGCCGCUCCAAGGAGCGCGACCGGAGGGCGGCGGAGCAGCGGCCCGCCAUCAAGCAGGCGCCGCGGGAGAAGACCAAGAGCGGGCAGCGCGAGGACCGGCGCCGCGCCGCCCAGCAGGAUGGCCAGCAGGGCGGCCAGCAGCGGGACACGUCCGACGAGGACGAGGACCGCGACGAGGAGUCGGAGGAGAGCGAGCCGCCCUCGCCACCUUCCACGCGCGUGCUGCGUACCGGCCACGGCAUCCGCGGCGUGGGCAGGAACUGGGACGUCAACAACCUGUCGUCGUCGUCCUCGUCGCCGGCGCCGUCCUCCUCGUCCUCGGACGAGGACAGCGACUCGGAGGACAAGCGGAAGCAGCAGCGCGCGCGACGCUCCACCGGGUCGCCGGCGAGCAAGCGACGCAAGACGAGCGGCGGCCGCGGCAAACAGCCGGAGCAGCAGCUCGCGCUGCGGGACAUGGUGGUGAGCAAGAGGAUGGCGAGCCUGAACGCGGCCGCCAUCAUGCAGGCCAGCUACUGCCUGGAGAAGCGCACCAGCACCACGACCACGAGCACCACCAAGGACUCGACCACCAUGGAGGAGAAGAAGGAGGUGAAGGAGGUGAGGACGACCGUGCUGUCGGCUCAGCUGCCCCCCGAGGUGCAGCCGUCCGCGCCCGAGCCCCGCGCCCAGGUGCAAUCACAGGCGCAAGCCCAGACGCAGGCUCCGGCCUCGCAGGAACCUCAGGGCCCGCAGGGCGAGCAGGCCCCGCCCGUGCCGCCCGAGCAGAACGCCAACGGCGAGAACAAGACCAAGCUGGCCGAUGAGCUCAUCGACCUGAUCGCCACCCCGGACGGCCGCCACACCAUCAUCCUCAACCGGGACGACGUGACCAUCACGGGCGUGUACGUGCGCAACUCCACGCACUCGCUGACGCACUCGGCCACGCACGCCGAGGGCUUCUGCUCCAUUGCCGGCCUCGAGUACCGCAUCAGCUCCACCAGCCACACGAGCACCGAGGCCACCGCCGUCACCACCGAGGUCACCCUGGCGGCCAACAACGAGGUGCAGCGCGCCGUGGGCAACAACGCCAACGGCAACAUUAACGGCAGCAGCAACGCGCCCUACACGCCGCUGGUGGCCCUGUCCAGCAUGAGGCCGCCCGACGGUCCUCCCGGCGCGCCGCCCUCCGCGGGCCCGCCGCCGCCGCCCGCCCUGCAGCACCCCUACCUCAUGCACCACGGCUACCCGCCGCACCCGCCUGGACCGGCCGAGAGCCCCUUCGGAGCCCCGCCGCCGCUGCCGCCGCCGUUGCAGCCCUAUGGAGACGGCUGCCCGCCGCCCUACCCGCCGCCCUACCCGGACCGGCCGCCGCCCUACCACGACCCGCCGCCGGGAUACCACCAAGGUGAGUCGGCGUGCUCAAGGAUUUCCUCGAAGGCGAACGGCGGCAAGCUGUCGGACGGAGUCUACCAACCGGCAGGACCGCUGAUCUCCGCCGCCGCCGCGGCCGCCGCCCAUGGCUCCGGGGCGCCGCUGCUGCCGCCGCUGGUGACGCCCCCCAAGGGCGCCGCCGCCGCCCCCUCGCCCACCCCCCGGGACCCGCAGGCGCCCGCCCCAGAGCUUGAGGCUGGCGCCGACGGCAACCCCGUGGCCGCGGGUGCCAACUCGUCGUCGUCCAACGUAGCGACGUCGUCGUCGGGCGCGUCGGCGAGCAUGCCGCCGCCCCCGCACGCCUACCGCUACCCCGCUCACGGGGCCUACCCGCAGCCCUACUACAGCCCGUACCCCUACUGCGGGCCUGCGGCCUCCGUGGGCCCCGUGGCUCCGGUGGGGCCCCAGUACCAGGACUGCUACCCCAGCUACUACCACCGCGCCAUGCACUACCGCCGCCACUACAGCUACCUGGCGCCGCACGCGGGGCCCCAAGACCCCUACGCCACGGGCGCGUCCGCCCUGGCCGUGCCGCCGCCGGCGGGCGCCGUCCACCAGAUGCAGAUGGUCGUCUCGAGCGGGCCGCCGCCCGUCCCCGGGCCCCCGCCCUCGCAUCCGCCCCCGCCGCUGGACUACCCGGUGGAGCCCUACGUGCACUACCCGACGUACCCAGGCCCAGAGACAGCGACGUUUAGGUGCCCUUGCCCAAUGCAAUCGUGUCCAAAAAACGUCCAUACUGGCCCACUUACUGGUGACAGUAAGGGGCCCAAGCAAAUGCAACCUCUCGCGCUGCCGCUGCCGCCCGUGGCCCUCGCGCUGCCCCAAGAGCCGCCGACCCUGCCGCCGGGCAUCCUGGGGCCGCCCUCGCCCGCCAGGGGCUCCGCCGGCAUGCCGCCCCCGCCGUCCCCCGCCGUGGGGGCGACGCACGCGCCCACGCAGUACCAGACCUGGGACAACAUGGAGGGCUCUAAGAGCGUGGUGAAGCAGGACCCCGGCACCCCCCCAGAGGCGCCCGCCGAGCCCCCCGCGCUGGUGCUCGCCACCAGGCACAACCUGUGCCGCCAGAACGUCCCUCCCCCCGCCAACCCCCCUGCCUCGUGCGUCCCCGCCCAUCUCACUCCGCGGCGGAAGCGCGCCGCCAGCCCCGGCCGGCCGUUGGCGGACCUGGGUGACGCCGUCAAAGUCGAGGACGCCAAGGACGCCAAGGAGCUGAUGGUGGCCAAGGCCGCGCAGAACGGCCUCAAGGAUCUCAAGGACAUAAAGGACGUGAAGAGCGUGUCCGUGCUGAGCUUUACCACCACCAUCACCACUACCACCAUCGAGGAGUCGACGCAGACGACGCCUCCCCCGGAGGCGCGGGCGCCCGGGCCCGCUCCGCCGCAGAGCUCUUGCCAGCCCGCUGACAAGCGCCCCGGCGGGCAAGAGGCUGACGCGCCGCCCAGUAAAAAGAACAAAAAACUCCAAAGAAAACAGUUGGCGCGCAUGUCAGUGUGGCCGAGCAAGUCCAAGAGCAAGAAGAUGAUCGAGAUGCCCCUCUCAGAGGGGCUGCGUCCGGGCCACGGCCUCACGACCACUGUCGCAGCCCUCACCACCGCGACGACUCCUCCUAAGCCGAAGACCACCUCAAGCAAGAACAACCGCAAGACCACCUCCACGACGUCGAGCACAACAGUCACGACCGCCGUGGCCUCCACCAGCAGCACGUCCCCUGUGACGGCCCCCAGCAGCACCAAGAAGGCUGCCGGAGGAAAGAAGGGCUCGGCGAAACGGACCUCUUCCGUUGACAGCAACAAGUCAACGGGCAGCAGCGGUGGCGGCAAGCGCUCCAAGUCGCGCGACAAGAACCAGGACGCGGCCGACGACAAGUCCCAGGACAAGGCGGACAGCAAACCGCAGUCGAGGGACAACAGCGCGGGCCGGAGCCGCAGCGAGUCGCGCAGCCGGCUGGUCGAGGAGGAGCAGGCCGCGGCCGCCGUGAUCGCCGCCGCCGGGCUGCCCGAGGGCGUGCCGCUCAACCAGUGCCGGCGGCUGAUCGCCGCGCAGAAGAAGCUCAUCUCCAAGUGCCAGGCCAAGAAGGAGCGCGAGCAGGCCAGGCUGGCGCGGCAGGAGGCGGCCCGGGCCGCGCGCCUGGCUGCCCUCGUGAGCGCCGCCGAGGCCAAGAAGGCCGCGGUCCAGGCAGAGCUGGCGGCGCCCGCGGCCGGUGCGGACGCUGGGGGCGCCGCCCUCGACGCCGCCGGUGCUGCAGUCGCUGCGCGACUCUCGCCGGCGGCCGCCCCCGCCCCCGCCCACGCCACGCCCCGCCACGCCCUCGACGCCGCCGGUGCUGCAGUCGCUGCGCGACUCUCGCCGGCGGCCGCCCCCGCCCCCGCCCACGCCCCGGCGCAGCACCACGGCAAGCACCACCACAACAACAACAACCUGAUGGACCCCGCAGUGGACCGGGGCCGCGUGGAGGAGCUCGGCAGGCUGGCCGGCCUGGAGGUGCCCGCCAGCCUCACCGUCUCCCAGUCUGAGCUGCGGCUGCUCGAGUGCUGCGCCGAGCCUAAAACACCCAAGUGGUCAAACGGCUGGCAAUGGCGGGGGCAGCCCUUCUUGCACAGAGUCUUUCUAAAUUGUGAUGAUCCACCGGUGCUGCGGAAGUGCUAUCCUGCAAUGCAACAUGAUGAAGGUGACAAUAUAACUCUUGGAGAUACAAUUCUCUUGAAGUCUGGGACCAGAAAAAUUGACUUGCCAUUUGUGGCACGAGUUAUUCAUCUCUGGGAGAACCCUGAGGAUGGUGAAAUGAUGUUAUCCUUAGUGUGGUUUUAUAGGCCUGAGCAUACUGAACAAGGUCGCAGACCUUGUGAUCGUGAUGAUGAAAUAUUCUCUUCUCGUCAUAAAGAUUUUAAUAGUGUAGCUUGUAUUGAAGACAAGUGCUAUGUUCUUACCUUCAAUGAAUACUGCAGAUAUCGUAAGACCAUUCGUCGCCUUGAGGAAGGCCUGUCACCUCCUUCUCUCGUCGUGCCAGGGCCAGAAGGAAAAUAUCCUAGACAUCAUCGACUACCUCCUGGACAUGUUGCACCGGAUAUGGUAUUCUUUUGUCGUAGGAUUUAUGAUUUCCGACAGCGUCGGUUACAGAAAAACAUUUGUUGAGAAUAGUAAGAUAUCUCUCUCUAUAAAAUAAGAUCUUUGCAAGUAGUGUUAUCUAUCUGAACUGUCACGUUCCCAGUGUAACGUUGAAACUGUUGUAUUGUUUCAAACUAGAUUUAUUUUUUUCUCUGUUGGAAUCAACAUUUCUUUACAGCCUAUUUGAUCUAUCUCCUGGUGAGUGUAAUGAAGAAAUCAUUACUUGCAAUGUCUUAGAAUGUUUGUUGUUGUUUAAUUUUUUGUUUUGUGAUCAUAAUUUACUAGAAGGAGGGCCUCGCAGUUUGCUACUUACAAUGUACUGCUGGGGAGGUCUGGUGUGAUAGAUUCAAUCUGUUGUGUUUAUCUGUUCUAUAUGUCUGUUAGUGUUCCUCUUGUAAUGGUGGACUGAAGCAUUGGUGCUCUGUAUUGGUUCCCAUGCCUUGUGUGAUUGUUCUGUAUUUGUUUUCCUUCUCUUGUUUUUUCCUUUUCCCUUUUUCUUUCUUUCAAUUAAGGGAGUAAAAAAAUCCUUCAGGACUGUGAAUUUUGCUCCUUUUAUCCUGUUGUAAAUUAUGCUAUGUGUAAUAUGAGAAAAGGAGGUAGUAUAGUUUUCUAAUUCUUUAGAAAGAUAACUAUUUAUGCAAAGAUAAUUUUUUAAUUUGAUGAUAGGGUAUGAACAAUUAAGAUAUUCCAAGUGUUUUCCUUAGAACCCAGUCUGAUAUAAUGGUAAUAGAUUCUGUGUGUUUGGUAGAUGUGCAUUUAUGUGUAAUCUGCUGCUAAGUGUGUCCCUAGAUAUGAUUCUUUUUUUUUUUUUUUUUCUUUUUUAAUAUCUGUUAUGUUCUCUUGAUGAUAUUUGUUGAGAAAUGUUGAUAUCUUUUUCACAAUUUUCAUAAUCUGCUAGAUUUUUACCCUUUUGCUUGACAACUGAAAAGAUAAAGAAACAUCUCUGAUGGUUAAAGAGAAAUGACAGGUAUUUCAAUUUACUGCUCCAAGUCAAAGCAUUACCGUUCUGUAGAUUGAUCUGGUGGGAAUAAUUUUGUUUUCUGAUGUUGAUUUAUGUUUAUCCAAUGAUUAGUCAUAUUUAUUUUUUAUUCUUAAUGACAAGUUGUUUCUCUCAAUACAUUUCACUAAGUGUUAAUGUAUGUGUUGUAUAUAAAUCCACUUCAACCAUACCUGUGUUUUGAAAUAAAAUCCUUGUAUAGUGGUAAUUUACAUGGUGUAUCCCACACUUGUAUCUUGCCUGCAAUUUAUCCUUAUUUCUGACUUGCUUUUUUUUUUAAUUUGGAAUUAUUAUUACCAAAUAGGUCCUGUAAUAAAUGCCUCAUUUAUUUAUUUAUUUUUUGCUUCAUUCGGGCUGUUGAGACAUAUCGUGAGGCAAAGGUCAGUAAACUCAGCAAAUAUAUUACAGGCUUUAGUCUAGAACUGUGAUGAAGCUUCUAUAACUGGAAGGUUCCAGCUUUGUUUUGUUAUUUUAAUAUGUAUUGAACAUUCCAUUUGUAUGUCUUAAAAAGUAUCAUAUGGAUUUGCAGAAAAAAUGUCACUUUUUUCUUACAUGUUAUGUGUAAGGCUCAGAGACCAAAGAUAAAUAGUUAUAAUGUAUUGGAAGUGACCUCUCAGCUGUAUACCCACUGUUAAUGUGGCAAAGAGUAACAAGCUCACACUCUUUCCUAGAGUGAGCAUUGUGUUUAUUAAAAACUAGCCAUUAGACAAAUGUAUGGUUCAAAAUAUUCUCUGUUGUAUUUCAAAUCUUUCAUGCCACAGCAAGUAUAAAUGUUGCAAGCAUAGUGAAUGGAAGCUGAAUACAAUAUUAUGAUUGCUGUGAAACAAGAAUUCAUAAUUUAAGAGAAUGGUCUAGUAGGUGUGAUAAAAGACCACCAAUAACGGGUUGGCUAUAUUUUAUUACAGUUGAAAAGUAACAGAAAAAUCAUGUUCACAUAUCUUCUUUUGUUACUUUCAAAUAGGAAAAUUUCCUCUUUCUUUUCCUUCUAUUGGGACCUUUAAACUCAUAAUAUUUGAGACAUUUGGAGUUAGAUUGCAGUUUGGAAAGUAUUUGACAUCUGUCAUAGUACAAAAGUUAGGCUUACUGAAUUAUGUUUCUUAAAUUUCUUUUUAGCUAAAAAGUAAAUGACCAAGAAAUGUUGCUUUGGGAUUAAACUUCUCCUUUACAUUCGUUUUUCUAAAAUUAUGCUCCCAUUUAGGCUAAAGUAUUAUUUGUGGGAGGUGACCAUCUGAAAGAGCACCACAUAACUUUCAAUUAUUGUAUCGUGUACAAAAUACAAAGGUUUUGAUUGUUCUCAGACUUGUUUGAAUUUUAAUUCAUAUCUAUGUGUGACUUGUAGCUGUACCCUAGGAAAUGUUGCUGUUUUCCUGUAACCUGCUAUCUCCAAUACGUGUCUUAUAGUUCUUUAUCCAUGCUUUAAAUGUGUUAGUCAAGUUCAAAUUUGCCAGGCGUUAAUAUUGGUUUACUUCACCAGUGAGUUCAGGUACAAGCUGAAAGUAAUGGUGCAGCUAAGAGUCUUGUCCAUGUACUUGAUCCUAAUUUUUAACCUGCAUGUUUAAGAUAUACAUUUAUGAGAGCAUUUAAGUGUUAAAAUAUAUGUAUAUUUGCGCAUGUAGGGCUGAAACAUUACAAUAAUGUCCCUAUUAAUGUCAUUUCAUAAUAGACAUAGUCUUAUUUAAAAAAUAGAUUAAGCUUGUGUGUUUAUUGGGAGAGAAAUUGGUGAGUUUUGGCUUACAAGAUAUUACAUGUGUUUAAUAUGUAAAUUUUAUUGCUUCCCUUGUUAUCUUUGCCAUUCAUAAAGGCUUCUGCCUGUGCAGAUAUGGCAGAACAGAAAAGCUGUUGCAUUUAGCACACUAUGGUGAUUAUCAGAUGCAUUAAGAUUGUCUUGUGCGUGUCUCUAAAAGAUUGCUUCAGUGGUAUACUUGACUCUUAUUGCCCCUUUCUUAUUAAAGUUGCUAGAUUUUGAACAGUAUAAGCCAAGAUUUUCAAUCUCAGAUUGAGAUUGUCUCACAUGUGUGGGAAUUUCUAAUUUCUUUUUGUUUCUACAUAAACUUCUUGCUUUCAUAUUAGUUUCAAGUGGCAUAGCCAUUCAAAGUCCAUUCCCAUUUAUGCCAAAACAAAUGUUCUGUUCUAAUGUGAAAAAUGUCUUUUCAGUGUAAUCUAGGUACAUAGUUUAUCUUUGUUUGCUGGAUAGGCUCUUCAAGCUGGAAGAUAUUUUGUUUAAUCUAUUGUGACAAAAUUAUUUGUUGCUGGGUAUGAGACCAAGCACUGUUUGUUCAUGUUUCUUUCUCUUUUUUAUGGUGAAAUGACCUGUAUUUAUUUCAUAAUUAAUUGUUUUGUUUCAAUCUCUGUUUGAAGUUUGUGAGCUAUAAAUACUUCUCAGUUUUAAAAGGUUCAUUUUUUAAAACACAAACGAAACCAAACAGCAAAAGUGGAAAUAAAUGACUAUUUUUCACUGAACAGCCUAAAUUGUGGAACAGCAUCAUUGGCUACACUAAAUUUUAUGAAAUUGUUUUGGGACCAAAAUUAACCAAUUGAUUGGAUGCUGUGCACUAUGGAACUGAAAUAUCUUCAAAUUCCAAAUUUGUGUUUAUGAAUGCUAUUCGUUAUUUAAGCAUCUAUUCUUCUGAUUUACAAAACUAGAAAAUGUAUGAGUCAAGUAAGCCAAGAAAAGGAUGACUGUUUGCUGGGUGUGUGGAAAGAUUAUAAUCACUGAGUGACAGUGAAUAGGUAUUGUUAGCGCUUAUUAAACAGCAUUUUCCCAUAGGUGCCUUUGCAUGCUGAUCGUGAAUUGUUUAUUAUUUACAUUUUGUCUGAUAAAUGUAUAUUUCAGUGAUAUAUUAUUUGUUGUGUGCAUGUAGAAUACGAAAGAAUAUCCCUAAUGAUUAUGUUUUCCUCAUUAUAAAAAAAAUGAAAGUAUUAAAAUUGAAGCAUUUUGUAAAA